AUGCUGGCGUCCAAAUAUUUUUUCCUGAUCGCAGCGUUUCUCUGCUACUUAAGUAGAGCGCUGGCCGUAACCUGCGCAGAUGAUUCCACAGAUGCCAAUUGCAUCGAUUGCACCACCGACCCCACCAAUGAGGAGUGCACCGAACCUACAACAACAACAACAACCACGGUGGCUCCACCAUCAACUUCCACUACAACAGCACGCACACCACAUCUGAAGGAGGUCUCCAUUAAGAACAUGAAGCUCAAAGUCUUAAGGAAAAUUAAGCGGGUCUUCGGGCUAAAAAGCAUAUUAAAAAUCAAAUAA
Drosophila elegans is the source of this 306-nucleotide messenger RNA. RefSeq lists its product as uncharacterized. The transcript has a single exon. NCBI's taxonomy places the organism in Eukaryota, Metazoa, Arthropoda, Insecta, Diptera, Drosophilidae. The record is from RefSeq and is a predicted model, not a curated record. The coding region runs from base 1 to 306 and encodes 101 amino acids.